Messenger RNA from Dacryopinax primogenitus, 1347 nucleotides. RefSeq names its product aromatic compound dioxygenase. NCBI's taxonomy places the organism in Eukaryota, Fungi, Basidiomycota, Dacrymycetes, Dacrymycetales, Dacrymycetaceae. The transcript has 9 exons. Gene Ontology annotation, biological process: catechol-containing compound metabolic process. Gene Ontology annotation, molecular function: ferric iron binding; catechol 1,2-dioxygenase activity. The record is from RefSeq and is a predicted model, not a curated record. The coding region runs from base 87 to 953 and encodes 288 amino acids.
AUCUAAUAAUCCUAGUCGAGUAACGACUGUUUGGAUCUCUUACUAUUCCAUCUACGACGAACAAACCUAUUGGAAAUAAAAGAGAAAUGUCUGCUGCUCAGAGGAAAGCGCCGUCAAAGGCUGUUCAGCUCGCUAUCGAUGCCGGCGCACCCACUAUUGACCCUAGCACUUUGCGAGACGUGACGGACAUCUCUCCAGAGACGGUGACGGAGAGUGUGAUUGCCAUCAACUCGCAAUGCAAGAAUGAAAGGCAGAAAUUCCUGAUAAACAACCUAGUGCGGCACUUGCACGACUACGCUCGCGAGACCAACCUCACAACCGAGGAAUGGAUGACAGCGAUCCAGUUCCUGACUGCGACGGGGCAGAAGUGGUCUUCCAUUCGACAUGAGUUCAUCCUCCUCAGUGACGUACUGGGUGUCUCGGCGCUUCAGAACACGGUGCUAGGUCCCUUGUUCACCGAGGACGCGAAUGACUUGUAUCCCACUGCUGCCGGCUCCGCACUCGGCCCUAUGGCCUCCGAAGGCAAAGGUGACCCGCUGCUCGUUACCCUCCGUGUGCUGGACACGCAAGGUCGUCCCGUACCUGGCGCGCGGGUGGAGAUGUGGGAGACGGAUGCAGAGGGGUUCUACGAUACGCAGUAUGAGGGGCGAACGGGGCCGGACUGCCGUGGGAGGCUGAAGACGCAAGAAGAUGGCGUGUGCGAGUUCUGGGCCGUCGUCCCCGUUGCGUAUCCUAUUCCGAGCGAUGGCCCGGUUGGAAGCCUCCUUCGCAGCUUGCACACAUCAUGGCCAUCUACACCGCCUAUGUUCCUGCCUGCCGGAGACGACCCCAUUGUAGGACUGCGGCCGGGCAUACCUUGCAAUGCAGAACUGUUCCAAACCCGAGCGAGACUGAACCGGACUGCGACCAUCCCUAAUCGGGACAUGUCCCGAGGUCAUAAAAACGAGGUAUGAAAUGCGGUGACUACUGGAUGGCUCACCUUACCACUCCAGCACCGACCUCCCAGGAUAAUCUGAAACGCCGCUUCUAGACCGGCCUAUAAUAGAUUAACUGAAGUAUGUGGAGCAUGGCGACGUUUGUCAUGGCAUGGGCGACAAGCACAGCUAUCCGUCUAUGGGUAUGUGCCAGCGGACGGAUAAAUCUAUUCCUGGGGUGGGCUGUUGCCAUGUCAACUCGGGGUCAUGGGAACCGAUCGCGUGUGAGGGGAGAGUCGUCUGAUCUAGCUAUAUCCUGCGCUCAAUUGAAAGUGGACUGCAUUUUUCAUCAUGUCCUACUGAAACAUGAUUCAUGGCAUGGCCGAUGCAUGUCUAUGCUAAAUGCAACACAGGUAUUUACAGACAAUAGAAA